ACUACAUAGCUAAAGGACUUAGUUCUCCCCAUUUUUUCGUAAUUGCAGUUGUCAAUAAAAAGUGCCAAAACACGUAUACUUUACAGGCCAGCAAAAUGGGGGACAAUUCCAAUUCAAAACGCCUCGUUAUUCUUUUCUCCAUUUGCUUGGUUUUACUUCCCAGUCUACUCGUCUCUUCCUUGUGGAUGGCUAAAAAACGACGCCCAAAUCACAGCAAUGAAGUGACCAACGACGUUGCUACCAAGCCGGACGAGUAUUACUACAGAGAUCCUCGUCCUCAGGUCGUUUACCUCGACCACAUUGUCAACAAAUUUCGUCAAGAUUCGAACGACAAGUCAAGCCGCUACGGAAGUUCGUACGCUAAUUUGCAAGUGAUUGACGACACAUCAGUAGCCAAUAAUGAUUACACAUCGGACGCUGAUUACCAUAACGAUGUUGAUCCGCAUCAUUAUGACGAGAAACCCAACUGCAACGAAGGUGCGAUGCUCCUUUUAGUGAUGUCAUUGUUCAUUCGUACAGACAAAAAGAAGAAGAAAAAAGUGUGGAACAACCUGUCAAAGAAGAAGAAAGCGAGCAUCAUUUUAGGGUCGAUCGGCUUUGCUUUCGGUAAAUUAGGUUUAAUUUCUUUUUCUUCGCUUGUGGUAACGGAGGAAACGACAACAACAUCAACGACAUCGACUACAACACCAACAACGACAACAUCUACAACUUCAACAACAUCGACGACAACUCCGACGACGACGACGGACACGACAACCACGACAUCGACGACGUCUACGACAACAACGACCACAACAACCACAACAAUGAUGCCGAUGACGUGCUCGACUACGAUGAACACUGCUACUGGAUCGUACAAAACGAUUCGAACUCCGGGCACCCAGGUGGAACAGUGUCUCUCCGUCACCGUAGCUUUGGGUAGCAACAUCCGAAUUACCUGCACUUCCAUCAACGUUUCAACUGGCACAUACGUCACGUUUUUGGAUCUGCUCGGGACGAAUAUACUGGCCAAUCCACCCAUCUUAAACACAGCAUACACCACAGCGGACAACACGUUGAUUAUCAAAUCGCUCGCCAGCAGUGCCAACGCCGAUCAGCUGUGCUGCGAUUGGGUUACAGUUUAAACUGCCCUCCAUUUCUUAAUUUCCAUAUUUUUGUUCCCAUUUUCAUCAUUGCCUCGUCUUGCCUUGCUCAACGUUCAACUAAUAAAUCCUUUUUCUUAACACAAACAUCAAUUGACGUCCAUAUUUCGAUACAAACGUGUAUACAAUGUGUGUUUUCCAAUGAAUGUACACACGG
Molecule: messenger RNA, 1299 nt
Organism: Daphnia magna
Lineage: Eukaryota; Metazoa; Arthropoda; Branchiopoda; Diplostraca; Daphniidae
Product: leucine-rich repeat-containing protein AAC1-like
Exons: 5
Coding region: 96-1124 (342 amino acids)
Source: RefSeq, a predicted model, not a curated record